Messenger RNA from Scedosporium apiospermum, 531 nucleotides. RefSeq lists its product as uncharacterized. Gene Ontology annotation, biological process: endoplasmic reticulum to Golgi vesicle-mediated transport. Lineage: Eukaryota; Fungi; Ascomycota; Sordariomycetes; Microascales; Microascaceae. The record is from RefSeq and is a predicted model, not a curated record. Bases 1 to 531 code for a protein of 176 amino acids. The transcript has 3 exons. Gene Ontology annotation, cellular component: TRAPP complex.
AUGAUUGAUCUCAUCCGCACCUCAAUUUCGACCUUUCCCAUCACCAACAACGCAGCCUCCCGCCCCGAGAUCACCACCGCCGCCGCCGCCGCCAUGCCGGUCUACUCCUUCUACAUAUUCGACCGCCACACCGAAUGUAUCUACUCCCGAUCAUGGCUCCCCCCGGACCCCUCCCGUCCCACGCCUCGCGCCACCACCUCCAGCGACGACGCCAAACUCAUCUUCGGAACCGUCUUCUCCCUCCGCAACAUGGUCCGUAAGCUCGGCGGCGACGAUGACGCCUUUAUCUCCUACCGGACGGGCCAAUACAAGCUCCACUACUACGAGACACCAGCGAAUCUGCGGUUUGUCAUGAUUACGGAUACGGGGUCUAUGAGUAUGAGGAAUGUGCUGCACCAGAUUUACAUUAACCUCUGGGUUGAAUACGUCGUCAAGAAUCCUCUUGCUCCUGUUGAGCAUAAGGGGGGUGCUGGUGUGAGGAAUGAGUUGUUUGAGUUGGGGUUGGAUCAGUUUGUUCGAAGUCUUAUGUGA